This is a messenger RNA of Exophiala oligosperma, 1854 nucleotides long. RefSeq lists its product as uncharacterized. Bases 1 to 1854 code for a protein of 617 amino acids. The transcript has 3 exons. Lineage: Eukaryota; Fungi; Ascomycota; Eurotiomycetes; Chaetothyriales; Herpotrichiellaceae. The record is from RefSeq and is a predicted model, not a curated record. Gene Ontology annotation, molecular function: flavin adenine dinucleotide binding; monooxygenase activity.
AUGACUGUCGAAGUUGGCCCCUAUGCGCCGAGGACGAGUCUCGAAACUCUUCUUACGCAAUUACCGACGUCAACCACCUUGGCUGAACUCGAUGACAAAACAGCCACAUCUUUCGUCAAUGCAUUGGGCACUUUGAACGAAGAUAUUCUGGCCGCGAAACCUCUAUGGCGCGAUUGCUUUGCUUUGACAGGUUCUUUGAGAACAUUCUAUACCCGCGAAUCAAUUGUCAAAGUCUGGACUUCGACAUGUGCAAGUCGAAAAUGCGAAGGCUUCUCUUUUGUUUCUGGUCGGACCAGGCCCGUGAGAAUGGGCCACUAUCAGUGGCUUGACGUUCAAUUCACCUUCAAUCUGCGAGGGACUCCGGCGGCGCACUGUCGAGGGAUCUUAUCUUUGAUAUGUGACGAGCAAGGCAAAUGGAAAAUAUGGCUAAUUCGGACUGUUUUGGACGAUCUAGAGGGAGUUUCCAGUGUUGACGAGAUUACUUGGAUCGAUGUUGGUCCCGAAGAGGAAAGAGUGGUCAGUUCAGAUCAAGACAAUAAUGGUCGAAAUGGCGCCACCAAUGGAGCCAAACCCCUCGAAGAGUCGUCCAGCUCCGAAACAUACGAUUGUGUCAUUGUCGGUGCCGGCCAAGCAGGACUGAGCUCGGCGGGUCGUCUCCAAGCGUUGGGCAUUUCGUCCUACGUCGUUCUCGAGCGGAACGCCAAAAUCGGCGACAGCUGGAUGAACCGAUACGACUCGACUAGGCUCCACACGCCGCGUGAGUACAGCCAUCUACCAUUUGGUCGAACUUUUGAAGGGUAUCAGGAGUACCUGACCAAAUACGAUCUCGCUCGAGGACACCGGGAAUGGGCACGGAGAACCGGGGUCGACCAGCACGUAUGGUGCAAUACCAACCUAGACUCGGGGUCGUGGGAUGAAGAACGCAAGAUAUGGUUGCUCCAGGUCACACACGGUGCCGACCGUCCCAGGAAAACGAUCCUUUCACGACAUGUCAUCAUGGCCGUCGGUGCCUGUGGCCAGAUCCCGGUCAUGCCCAAUUUACCGGGCGGCCACGAUUUCCAAGGGACCGUGCUACAUUCGGCGGACUACAGGUCCUCGGGCUCUUGGAAGGGGAAAAGGGGCAUCGUGGUCGGCACAGCCAACACGGCCCACGACGUCGCUGAAGAUAUGGUGAAGGCGGGACUGACGUCUGUCACCAUGGUCCAAAAGAGCCGCACGUACGUCAUCCCUGGGGAAUUUUAUAAAUAUGUCAGUGAUAUCUCAUACAACACCGAGAUACCUACGUCAGAGGCCGACUUUGAGGGAAUGUCGACGCCCUACGCCGUGUUGAGAUUGAUGUCCAACGCGGCCUUUCACAGCAUGGCCAGUCAGGACCCUGCACGGUUCGACGCGCUCGAGGCCGUCGGGUUUCGCGUCGAACGGUAUGGAGAUAUCUGGUAUCAGAUCGGUGAGAGGGCCGGGGGUCACUAUAUGGAUGUUGGAUGUUCAAAGUUGAUCUCGACCGGAUUGAUCAAGAUGAAGUCCGACGCGAGGAUAACCCACUUUGCCACAACAGGUCUGGGUUUCGACGAUGGAACUGAGGUUCAAGCGGACGUGGUUGUCUUUUGUACCGGUUUUAUCGGAGACGCAAAGGCCGACGUGGUUCGCAUCUUUGGUAAAGACGUCGCGUCGAAGGUCUCGGAUUAUUGGGGUUUUGACGAAGAAGGGGAGCUCAGAGGUGCAUAUAAACCCACCGGUCACCCUGCAUUAUGGUACGUGGGAGGCACGGUCGGACAAGCGAGAUACUUUUCUAGAUUCGUGGCCUUGCAGAUCAAAGCGUCGUUGAUGGGUACUCCUCUGCCUCAAUAUGAAUAA